CCUUAACUCUACCGGAAAGAUUCUUAAGGCAAGCGUCCUGUCCAUGGAGGCGUACAUGGAGAGCAAAAUGGACGCCAUGCAGGACACCCUGGACCAGAUUUUGCAGGCCCUACGAAGGCCAGGGAUCCGGACAACAACUUUUCCAUCGCUUCCAUUAUCAGCGAUGACAGACCCCUAUGCCGCUCAGUCUGGACAGCAACCAAACGGUACAUCAGCAGCAGCUCUAUCUCAGACUGCUAUUUCUUCAUCUUCUGGUCCAGCGACUGGAGCUACACCACAAUCGCCAUUUGUCCCGCCAGCGGGACAGCAAUUACCUUGGUACCCCAAGGACCCCCUGAAACCACCUCCAACCUUCUCAGGAGACAAGAAGGAUGAGGCUCUCGACACGUGGUUGAGAAUGGUGCCAGUGUGGGUGAGGGCAAAGAGGACAUUUGUAGAGGAGGAGGUGAUAAUUGCUGCAUCCUACUCAGAGGGUUCAACAGCUCGCUGGCUAAAUGGUUUGGUUGCUUCAAAGGGUUUCGGUAGGAACAUGAGUGAUUGGGCUCAGACUCACACCCUAGAAAGCUUUAUGGAGUUAGUGGAGGCUCGAUGGCACAACCCUCAGCAGUCGCAAAUUGCCACUGAUGGGCUAUUGAAACUUGACUCUAGGAAUCCAAAUGAAUUGUCGCUCCGGCUAGGAGUUCUACCUUCUCUUCUGAUUGAUUUGAAGCUGUUUCUUUCAUUGGCGCACGAUCUGCUUGAGGAUGACGAGGAGACCUUCGCAGAGGAUCCUUCUCUUGAUGACGAUCAAGAGCAAGGCUGCGAGGCAUCUUGCUCUUCGUCAGCUCAUGAGUCUGAGUAUGUAUAUGACAAAGAAUCCAUGAAUGCCUUCAAGAAGACUGCCUUUAAAAAUCUCAAACUUACAUUCGUAGUAACUACGGAUGCAAGCUUGUAUGGGAUUGGUGCAGUGCUGCAGCAAGAUGACGGCGAUGGCUUACGUCCGCUUGAAUAUUACAGCAAACGCAUGCUCAGUCACAAGGUAGCUGCCUCCACUUACAUGCGAGAACUCUACGCCUUGAGAGAGGCGCUAGAUCAUUGGAAACACUACCUCUUGGGUCGUCAUUUCAAAGUGUUCUCAGAUCACGAGACUUUGAAAUGGAUUCAGACACAGAUUAAUCCAUCAACCACAUUGACCCGCUGGCUGCAUCAGAUUGAUGUGUAUGAUUUUCAACUUAAGCACAAGAAAGGUUGUUACAAUCGCGUUGCGGAUGCUUUGUCUCGCCAUCCUGAGUACAUGACUUGCCUUGUGGGUUCCUGUGAUCUCCGUAAGAACUUGAAGGAGGAACUCGUUCAGCACACUGCCAAGGACCCGGAACUCAGUCCCGUCCUUGAGCAGAUUCGGGCUGACCCUAGCAGUCGGCCUGAUUUCCAUGAAUAUUGGAAGGACUUCACCUCCCAGAUCUUUGACAUCAAGCUCAAGAUGACAUAUGAUCGACAUCACGAAGCCAAUGGGCUGGCCGAGGAGAUCAACCAGACUGUGAUCCAACUUCUCCGAGCUCUAAUUGUGCCUGAUCAGAACUCUUGGGAUGAGGAGUUGCCGACUGUGCAGGGGUUGUACAACAACUCCAUACACUCCUCCACCGGGAUGACACCUAACUGGCUGCACCUGGAGUGGAAAAUUCGCAAUCCUCUAUCCUAUCCGUUUCCUGAACAGCCACCUGGCUUGACACCUGGCCAGCCAGGCUACCGCGCUAAGUUUGAUCGUUUGCUCAAAGUUGCAAUCGCAGCUAUGGAAAGGCGACCCAGUGCCAUGAUUAAGCAUGCAAACAAAAAGCGCCAGCCUGACCCUUUCACAGUGGGAAGUUAUGUCUGGGUUAAGAUGUCUGAGUUUUCUAAAGAAGGUGGUGUAUCACGGAAGCUUCUUCCUCAGUACUACAGUCCGUGGAAGGUGCUGAACCGAGUAGGAGAUGACUCGUUUGGUCCUUCUUACACAAUCGACAGGCCAUUCGUUGUAAUCACUGACGCAAGCCAAUAUGGCAUUGGCCCAGUGCUGGAUCAGCAGGAAGGGAAAAAGUUGAGACCGGUCGAGUAUAUGAGCAAAAAGAUGUCAUCAAAGAAGUUGGCGAAGUCCACCUAUGAAAGGGAACUCUAUGCUCUCUACAAGGCACUUGUCCACUGGAGGCACUAUCUGUUAGGAAGGUUCCCCUACUUGAGAACUGACCAUCGGACGCUCAAGUGGAUCAAGACCCAACCUGUUCUCUCCGAUGCACUCAAAUGCUGGAUUGAAGUCAUAGAUCAGUACGACUUCAAACCAAACUAUGUGAAGGGAGAAUACAACGAGGUUGCGGAUGCGUUGUCUCGCAGGGCAGAUUACCUAGGUGCACUGAUCUCUGAGUUUGGCUUGUCUGAGGACGUUACUCGAUCUUUGGGGGAAGCCUACAAGGAAGAUCCCAUCACGAUGGACAUCAUCAACAAACUGCAGGCCAAAGACAAGGCCACCUGUGACGAGUUUGUGAUGGUGGAUGGGUUACUCUUUCUUGAAAAGGCAGGGUUUAAAAGGUUAGUUGUUCCAUCUAGGGAGAUUUUGCGUAGUUUAUUUUUAGGUGAGUGUCACGACGCAACGGGACAUUUCAGCGACAAGAAGGCUAGUGCUAAUUUAGUAGAACGAUUUUGGUGGACCAACAUGCUAGACGAUGCAAAGAAGUACCUACAGUCCUGUCAGGUAUGUCAGCGGGAUAAGCCGCGGACUCAAGCUCCUCUUGGGUUACUCAAGCCUCUACCCAUUCCUGCUGGCCUAGGCCAGAGCAUCUCCAUGGACUUCAUGGAUACUCUCGUGACCAGCAAGAAUGGCAAGCGGCACAUCUUCAUCAUAGUUGAUAGGCAUACUAAGUUCGCAAGACUAGUUGCCAUGCUAGAGACCACCAGGACCAAACACGUCAUUAAGUUAUUCAUGGAUAACUGGGUACGUGAUUUCGGGCUACCAAAGACAAUCGUUAGUGAUAGAGAUGUGCGAUUCACCAGCGAGAUGUGGAAGAAGGCCGCUGAACAGAUGGGCAGCCAGCUUCAGAUGACUUCUGGGAAUCAUCAAGCAAAUGGGCAGGCUGAACAGAUGAACCGUGUGGUGCAGCAUCUGCUGAGACAUUACAUCAAGCCCAGCCAGGAUGACUGGGAUGAGAAGUUACCUCUCAUCGCCAGUCUGUACAAUAACGUUGUACAAAGCACCACCGGGGUCACCCCAAAUCAGCUGCAUCUGGGAUGGAAGCCUAGAUCUGCUCUAGACUUCCUCCUGCCUGAAAACCGAACCGCUGCAACUCCUGGAACCAUUGAAUUUGGUGUCCAGUACGAGAAAUUGUUGCAACAGACUGUCGAACACAUCAAGAAAUCUCAGGAAGCCAUGAUUGCUUCUGAGAAUAAGAAACGCCGACAGUCCACAUUUCAGACAUUGGUGUCGAGGUUGGGCGAGGAGGAGGAUCGAGGCUGUGAGACUGGAGAGGGAUUUGAGGACUUACCUGGCGACGUCGUGUGUGAUCUGCUGUUCGUCUCCAUGAAGUGCUCGGCUCUUCUGGAUCUGGAACCGGGAAACACCGCCAUUGAGGGGAUGGAGAAGAAGAUCAUUAGUAGCCAUAACCCAGGGUUGAAUAUGAAAGGGAAGAAGGCUAAAAAGAAGCCACGAAGAUGUCGGGGUGGCAAGAAGAAGGGGGUGGAUAGAUCACCGCCCGUCAUCAUCGUUGAUGAGCCACUAUUUUUCGAUUGCCCUGGUAUUGACGUCCGGCAAGAGCCUGAUUUACUCCGGAUUCUGAAAAUGCUGGCUAAGCAGAGAGGGAAGGGGGAAGUGCUGAUUAGCAACAACUGUGGGUGCCGCUGGUUGAAAGCAUGGAGGCCAGGGGUACGGAAUGCCGUUGGGUGCAUAAAAAGUGAGUAUGUGAACGGGGUAGCACAAGCCUUCGAGGGACUGGUCAUGUCGCCACUGGAUCGCAAUACUAGUGAGACAUGGCUAGAGUGCCCCAAGUUGUAUGAAGCUGGCCUUAGAAUGAUGUUCCUGGAUAAUGAGAACUAUGAGAGGGUAGCAAAACCAAAGUCUGUUGUCCUCAGGGAUAUGAAAGAGAAGUUUGACGAAAGCCGCCUUGGUGACAUGGCUAGAUGGGACAGGGAGGGUGAGCUCCAACACGCAUAUAUCCUUGCUAAAGAGAAGGAUAAAAGGAAGAGGCGACCUAUAGUUCCGUCAUUUGCGAGUCCCUUCAGGUCUGCCUCUGGUCUGCUGUCUACCGUGCUAAAUACGUUGAUUAGAAAUGUGUCUGUCCCGCACUUCAAUCUUCAUGCAAUGUGUGAUCUGAAGGAUGAGAUCAGCAAAAUUAACCAGUAUGGUCGUACCACUGGGACUGCUGACCUUAGUUUCGUGGCACGAACGUAUGACAUCAAAGAGAUGUUUACGCAAUUACCGCAUUGUGAAAUCAUCAAGGCGGUUCAAUGGGUGGUGGAAGUGUUCCAUCAGAAGGGUAUCCGAAGGAUCAGAGUGAACAUGAGGAAGAAAGUGGCUUGCUUUGGUGAAGCACACGGUGAAGCAGGCUGGAAGACAGUUAGACUUAGUAAGCUUGGGUUGCUUACUGAUUUUCAGCUAGAGAACACUUACUUUUUGGUCUCAAAUACUGUCCUACGGCAAAAGAAGGGCAUUCCAAUGGGGGGAAGGGCAAGUCCUUCGCUUGCAUGCAUCAUGUGCAUGAUGGCUGAGCACCAGUUCCUGUGGUCCCUAGGGACUGAUAGUAAGUUCAUCACGGGCAAAAGGUAUAUCGACGACCUGUUGGUCGUGUCGUUCUUCCGGUUGACUGACCAGACGGGACGCAGUAAUGCCGAGAAACGCCUCGAUUUGGUGACAAACUGCUAUCCGGACGGGCUGGUAUUGGAGAGAACGGAUCCUGGAAAUGGGAUCCUAGAUUUUCUGGAAACACGACUGGUGGUGAGUGGCGACACAACGGCCAUACUGAUGUCCCACAAAUUCAAGAAUGUGGACACGAUUUGGGAGGAGGGUCCACUGAGAUUCCAGACCUUCAAGAAUUUCUCAUCUUUUGGCCCGCGUAUGGCUAAAUUUGCUACUGUUGCCAACACCAUCCAGCGAAUUGCGAAUAACUCCAACGACUCAGGCCUGACGUGCCUGAAUGUCCUCAGCCUGGUUGAGGAACUCUGGAAACUGGACUACCCUGGAAAAGUAGUCACAACUGGGCUGCGAUGGAUGGAGAAAAGGGAUGAACCACUUUUUUGGGGCAAAAUGACGGAAGUGGUAGAGCAAUGGCUCUUUGAAGAAUGAUACUCACCUAGGAUACUGGGCGCUGCUAUUUGAGGAGGCGUCCGGACACCAGGGCGCGAUAUCGGGCCAAGAUCUUCGGAGGACAAACUCUGAUAAGCAGCAUGGAUAUGUGAUCUGGGUUAAACCCUUUUUUAACAUUGUAGUCUGCGAAAUAAGACGUAGUGAGACGACGGCGGUUUUAUACAGCUGGGCUUCGUUUGAAAACGUGGCGAGUACGGUGUCCAGGUACAGUCUACUCAGUAGACCUAUACAGCUGGGUCGCGUCGAAGGCAUAACCCAGACACGGUAAGUAAGGUGAGUAAAUGAAUUCCGGCCGAGAUA
Molecule: messenger RNA, 5602 nt
Organism: Chara braunii
Lineage: Eukaryota; Viridiplantae; Streptophyta; Charophyceae; Charales; Characeae
Source: the annotation of a GenBank genome assembly